AUGGCUGCCUUCGCGCACGUGGGUGUGAUGGUGACUACCGAGACAGGGGCGGAGGUGGUGCCGGACAACCGUAUCGACGAUAAGCUGGACGCGCAGAUCCAAGUGCUACUGAAGCGUCUGAAGCUUAUCAGUCCCAUGCGGUUGAUUGAAGUGGUGGCUCCUUCUUCCGAGAGAGCAUGCGAUGAAGACCUCACAGACGCAGACUUUGCCGACUCGGCACUGCAUGCUACGCAGGGCACGGUGGGGAUGCAAGUCAGCACCGAAGAUCUUACGCGCCACACGAUAACACAGGUUGGAACCGCCUCAUCAGCAGAAAACUCCUCGGGCUCAUCGAUCCCAUUCGACUCGCAGGGUGUAUCACGUCCAGUUGCUUCUCGUCGCAACAGCAACACUACCAGCGCUGCCAGCAGUUUUAUCAGCGACUAUCCUGGGUUCGACCAAGGGUACCCCGGUUCGUUUGAGGACACUUGGCUGGGGUGGAACGCGCAACGAGUUGCGACGGCCCCAGUCCGCCAGCCUGUGCGCGACCUGGAGGCAGUGCAGACGACGAUCCGCCUGGCCACCGAGAUGAACUGCGACCCCGUGGUGAUGAUGGAGCUCACGCGAAUCCAGAACGAGGUGGCGAAUCGCGACCCGAGUGCUUCCAACUCCACGACGCUGACUGCGCCGACCCAGCAGCCUUCGCGCAACACCGGCAUCUGUCAAUUCCGCUUCGGAGCCCCCACUCGGCGCCUGCUCUAAGCUGUCAUUAUCAACGUCCAUCUUCUCGCUUGUUGCAGUAAAUGUAGCCAUGUCCGCUUCAACUUGCCUCUCAUUGGUGGAAAUACGAACAAAGAUUUUCUUCCG
Molecule: messenger RNA, 846 nt
Organism: Phytophthora sojae
Lineage: Eukaryota; Oomycota; Peronosporomycetes; Peronosporales; Peronosporaceae
Exons: 1
Coding region: 1-741 (246 amino acids)
Source: RefSeq, a predicted model, not a curated record